This is a messenger RNA of Maudiozyma barnettii, 1995 nucleotides long. It is a transcript of the gene CQD1, whose product is annotated as Mco76p. The record is from RefSeq and is a predicted model, not a curated record. Lineage: Eukaryota; Fungi; Ascomycota; Saccharomycetes; Saccharomycetales; Saccharomycetaceae. The coding region runs from base 1 to 1995 and encodes 664 amino acids. Gene Ontology annotation, cellular component: mitochondrion. The transcript has a single exon.
AUGUUUGUACCGUUUACAAUACGUUCAUUUAAACACAAUUUAUCAUCUAAAUUAUUACGGUUAUCGUUUAAAAGAUAUUAUUCACCUCUGGUAAGAUCAUCAAACGCACAUUUCCAAUUUAUAAAUCAUAGGGUACCGUUCUAUUUAUUAGGAACUGUAGCUAUAUCUACUUCAUUAUAUGCGUGGAAUUCAAAAAUACUAAUAUCUAAUGAUCAAAAUGAUGUUAAAUCAGCCAAUCGUUUAAAAGGUGACCCUAGAGCAGAUACUUACGAGAUGGGUUUAUAUUUAGCAUCACAAGAGGAACAGCGAACGAAUAGACUCAAGAGGAGAGAGGAAAAAUUAAGAAGGACCAAAUCAACGUUAUAUAGAUUGGCUUUACAAUUGUAUUUUGUAUUUGAUGAUCAUAUAUGGACUCCAAUUUCAAUAACAUGUCGUUUCCUAGAAAUUUCAAUUUUCGUUCUACCUAUAAUCAUUUCGUUCCCUGUAGCAUUUUUCCUGUCAUCAUCAAUUAAUUCCCAAACAUGGUGGUUUACUAUGAUCAGAAUGGCGUUGCAAUCAUUAGGUCCAAGUUUUAUUAAAUUAGGACAAUGGGCUGCCUCUAGAACAGAUCUUUUCCCUGAUGAAUUUUGUCGGAUCCUUGGUGAUCUACAUAGUAAAGGGAAACCACAUUCUUUCAAAUUUACUGAGCAAAAAUUAUGUGAAUUGUUUCAAGUAAAUUCAUUGGAUGAUGUGUUUGAAAAUAUCAAUAGGACACCUGUUGGGGUUGGCGCAAUAGCACAAGUAUAUAUAGUUAAGUUCAAUGAAUCUUUUAUAAAAUAUACUGAUGGGAAACAAUGGUUUGCAUUAAAGAUAUUACAUCCUAAUGUAGCGGACAAAAUCUCGAAGGAUUUGAAAAUCAUGAAAUUUGGAGCAAUGUUGAUUAAUUCUAUACCAACAAUGGAAUGGCUUUCAUUACCAGAUGAAGUGAGUCAAUUUUCAAUAUUAAUGAACUUGCAACUUGAUUUAAGGAUUGAAUCAUUAAAUUUGAGGAAGUUUAGAGAAAAUUUUGCAUAUUAUCCAAGGAUAGAAUUCCCAGAGCCUUUAUUAAAAUUUUCAAAUACAAAUAUCUUGUUUGAAGAAUAUAUAGAGGGUUUACCGAUGGAGUCAUUUUUAGAUGUGAAAAACUUGAUUUCUAAUGUGUCUCUUUCUAAGAAAGUUAGUGAUCCCUUUGUUGAUGCAUUUUUGAAGAUGUUGAUAUUAGAUGAUUUUAUUCAUUCUGAUUUACAUCCAGGAAACGUUUUGAUUAAAUUUGUUAAAAUGGAUAACUUCCAAAAGAGAGUAAUCUCUACAGAUAAUGAAAACGCAGAUGUCGUAAUUGAAUUAAAGCAAUUAUACGAUGAAGAUAAAGAAAAAUACGUGAAUUACUUGAAAUCGAUAUUAGCAUCGUACACACCACAAAUUUAUUUUAUAGAUGCAGGUCUGGUAACAGAAUUGAACGAUUUAGAUAGAGUUAAUUUUAUAGACCUCUUCAAAUCCUUGGUGAAAUUUGAUGGAUAUAGAGCUGGUGAAUUGAUGAUUGAAAGGUCAAGAACACCUGAGACUGCGACCAAUGGUGAAGAAUUUGCUCAAAAAGUUGAAAAAUUGGUCUCCACAAUAAGGAACCAAACAUUCACAUUGGGAACAGUUUCAGUAGGAAACUUACUUGAUCAAAUGCUUUCAAUGGUGCGAGUCCAUCAUGUCAGAAUGGAGGCUGACUUUGUAUCUGUAGUUGUGGCCAUUCUGUUAUUGGAGGGUAUUGGCAGACAACUGGAUCCAAAUCUAGAUUUAUUUGAUAGUUCAGUGCCAAUACUGAGGGAAUAUGCAAUGACUCGUGAACGUAGCAGUCUAUUAAAUGGUACUAACACAUUCACUAUGAUGGCAUUGUGGUUAGGUUUGGAAUUAAGACAAUGGAUGAACCUGUCUGUUAAACAGAUUAAGUACCUCAUUAAAACAGACCAAUUGUGUCCAAAUUAUUAA